Messenger RNA from Hyalella azteca, 5749 nucleotides. RefSeq names its product collagen alpha-1(I) chain. Gene Ontology annotation, molecular function: extracellular matrix structural constituent; protein binding. The coding region runs from base 170 to 5002 and encodes 1610 amino acids. The record is from RefSeq and is a predicted model, not a curated record. NCBI's taxonomy places the organism in Eukaryota, Metazoa, Arthropoda, Malacostraca, Amphipoda, Hyalellidae. The transcript has 19 exons.
CUAGCCACGGAGGCAUCAGUAGGGUAUGGGCUGCGCUCUGACCCUCACUUGCUGCCCUCACCGUCCUCAGUUGGGUUCGGGCUCUGGUCUGACCCUCAUCUCAAGCAACUGCUAGGACCUCACCGGCGCCAGUCGGCCCUACAGAGCCGGCACUUCUCUCAGGCCGGCCAUGGGGCUGCUCUCACGGCCGAUCUUGGCCGCCCUCUUGCUGCUCUGGGCACGGACGGCGCACGGCAGAGCUGAGCCCCAACCUGAUCCUAAACCCCAGGACUACAGCACAGACAACUACGAUGAAGAGAAUGGCGCGUAUGACUAUGAGCCGUACGAAGAAUAUCCGUAUGAAAAUUAUGUAGAUUAUAAUGAAGGGACCGAAACGGAUACCGAUCCGGUCGAAACGGAUACAAACGGUUUCGACCCUUAUGGUGCCUAUGAUCCGUACGUAGUGGAUACACCAGGGUUUGAUUCAGCGGCAACGGAAGCCCCAAGGUAUGACCCGUACGCAACAGAGGCUCCAAGGUACGACCCGUACGCAACGGAAGCUCCAAGGUACGACCCGUAUGCAACGGAAGCUCCAAGGUACGACCCGUACGCAACGGAAGCUCCAAGGUACGACCCGUACGCAACGGAAGCUCCAAGGUACGACCCGUACGCAACUCCAGCUCCUUAUGACCCGUACGGUCGUGAUCGAUACGAUCCGUACGACCCGUAUGACAGACGUACAGAACCUGACACAACAACAGAACCACCAACUACUACGCCUACCACCUCUACUACUACAACCACUACUACCACAACAACCACUCCGAGACCUCGUCGUCGACCAGACCGAGAGCGGAAUGGUCGGAGAAGAAAUGGACGUCGAAGAGAACAAGGGGGUGUUAAAAGAGAACGUGAAGAGGGCCCCGACACUGUAGUAUCUGCAGUUGGCCCCGACGGCGAAUAUGGAACCACUGGACUUCCCGGUCAAGCCGGUUCACCCGGAGACGCUGGAGAACCGGGUGCACCGGGAACCCCUGGAACCCCUGGAAGUCCCGGACCACCUGGACCCAUGCCAGAUAUCGCACCUUGGUUGUCGCAAUUGUCCCAGUCCCAAGGAGGAGAAAAGGGACCACAACCUGACCCGUUCAGCUACUUGCAGGCCCAAGUGGGCCCCAUGGGACAGCGAGGCCCUGUUGGUCCUUCUGGUCCCGCUGGGCCCCAGGGUUUCCAGGGCAUCAGAGGCGAGCCUGGCGAGCACGGGCCAGUGGGUCCACCUGGGCCACCUGGGCCACGAGGCAUGCCGGGGCUCAGUGGCAAAGAUGGAGAAAAUGGCGACGAUGGAGCACCGGGUCCCCCUGGGGUCCAGGGCCCCCCUGGGCCACGAGGCCUGCCUGGCAUGCCGGGUCUGCCUGGGGCCAAAGGGCACCGCGGCUUCCCAGGCUUGGACGGGUCUAAGGGCGAGAUGGGGGCUACUGGAAGCAAGGGCUCCGCUGGACCCGGCGGCCCUACUGGACCCGUGGGCGCCAUGGGCCCAGCUGGGCCUCGUGGAGAAAGAGGCCGUGAGGGACCGCCUGGGCCACCUGGAUUGCGAGGCAUUGAUGGCAUUGCUGGGCCUCCGGGCCCCUCUGGAGGACCAGGCAAACCGGGCCCACCGGGCUUCCCUGGGUCAGCUGGGGCCAAGGGCGACCAGGGCGUGCAGGGCCACAAGGGCUCCGUGGGUCUCCAGGGCCCAAGAGGCGAGUCAGGCAAGCCAGGUUCGCCAGGCGAACAAGGCCCUCGAGGCAUCCCAGGCAAGGAUGGCCUCAACGGAGAAAAAGGCGCCCCAGGAAACCAAGGCGACCCUGGCCCCCCUGGCUUCCCUGGGGCGCGUGGCCCCCCUGGACUCUCUGGGAGCCCGGGCGUCGCGGGGGCAAAAGGCGCGAGAGGUUUGAAUGGGGAACGCGGCUUCAAAGGAGACCUCGGCAUGAAAGGUGAAGCCGGGGCUGCGGGUCCCCGCGGUCUGCCCGGACCCGCGGGCUCCCCCGGAAAGCGCGGGAAGCGGGGCAUGGCGGGGCCUCCCGGGGGCAUCGGGCCCCAAGGGGAGCGUGGGCCUCCUGGAGGUCGUGGCCUACCUGGUGCAGAUGGACCACCGGGACCGAAGGGCGGCUCAGGAGACCCAGGCGUCCCUGGACCCGUGGGUCCCAAAGGGCGUGAUGGAGAUCCCGGAGCACCAGGUCUCCCCGGGGCCCAAGGCCAACGUGGCCCUACAGGAAUUUCGGGCCCACCCGGCAAGACAGGACGGCCAGGAGAUCGAGGCCUCCCAGGGGCUGACGGCAAGCCCGGGGACCAAGGGCCUCAAGGCAUCCAAGGCCUUCCAGGCCCAAUGGGACCACCAGGGGCCCGAGGACUUAUUGGUGAGCCCGGAAAAGACGGAUCUCCCGGAGACCACGGACCACCCGGACCUCGAGGCGACGCUGGAAAAGAAGGUUCACAAGGCCCAAUUGGCCCUCCUGGCCCUACUGGGUCACCAGGUGAAAGAGGAGCACCGGGACCACCUGGAUCGAGAGGCUUCCAAGGGUUGCCUGGAACUCCUGGAAACACCGGAGCUGCUGGAAAGGACGGAGAACCUGGACUACAAGGAGCUAUUGGUCUUCCUGGGGCCGCAGGAAUGAGGGGUGCACGUGGCUUCCCUGGAGAACGAGGGGCCCAAGGGCCACCUGGAGCAGCUGGAGCUCGAGGAGAAUCUGGAAUGCCGGGACCCGAUGGCCCACCUGGUCUUGUCGGCAGCCCUGGACAGAAGGGACACGCUGGAGCACCUGGUUUGGUGGGUCUUCCUGGGACUCGUGGUCUCCCAGGAUUGCCUGGAGAGAAAGGAGAGCGUGGGGCCCUUGGACUGGUAGGCCCCGAAGGCCCACCUGGAAGGGAAGGCAAACAAGGACCUCAAGGUAUCAUGGGCCCCAGAGGUCCUCCUGGAGAGCCUGCAGACAAGGGAGAUCCUGGCCCUCCUGGACCACCUGGAGAACCCGGAGCCAAUGGCAUGAUUGGUGAGCGCGGUCAGCAGGGCCCUCAGGGUCUUCAAGGCUUCCCUGGCCCAGUCGGACCCGGUGGUCCUCCGGGUCCCAAAGGUCAACGAGGUCUUCCUGGUAGCAAGGGAAUGCAAGGCAACCCUGGCGCGGUGGGACUUCCUGGAAGCCAGGGACCUCAAGGUCUUGCUGGCCUUACUGGAGCUAAAGGCCAACGUGGCCUCUCUGGUGAGAGAGGUGAACCUGGCCUCAUGGGCCCACCUGGACGACCUGGAAAAGAUGGCCUCCCUGGCGCUCCUGGCAAUACUGGACUACCUGGAGUUCCUGGAAACCCCGGCAUUAAGGGCGCGUCUGGAGAUACUGGACGUCCUGGAUUGCCUGGCCCAUCAGGACAGCCUGGAGCACCUGGACCCGAAGGAAUUAAGGGCGAAGCUGGACCUGAAGGUAGAGUUGGGCCCCUUGGUCAACCGGGUCCUGCUGGAGCUGCUGGAGAGCGGGGACUGCCAGGUCUGCCUGGAAACCAAGGCCCACCUGGACUUAGAGGACCUCAAGGAGCACCCGGUGAACAAGGCACAGAAGGCAAACGCGGUGCAGAAGGCCCCCCAGGACCUACUGGGAUGCCUGGGCCCAUCGGUCCAGUUGGCCCCGUGGGCGAGACCGGGUCCCCUGGAGCAGACGGCAAGCCUGGCCCGCCUGGACUGUCUGGACGAACUGGUGACAAGGGGCCUCAGGGAGCACCUGGACGGCAGGGAGGAGCUGGACCUCCUGGACUGCCUGGGCCUCCUGGUUCCGCCGGUCCCAUUGGCCCCACUGGAGAGAGAGGGGAGCGCGGUGAGAGUGGCCCUCAGGGAGUCGAAGGCCCUCCCGGAGUUCGAGGUAAACCUGGUGCCCCUGGCCCUCAAGGAGACAAGGGCGACACCGGAAGUGCCGGACCCAAGGGUUCCAAAGGCCACAACGGGCUUAUUGGUUUGCAAGGUUUGCCCGGUCCAAUUGGUCAACCUGGAGAAAAAGGCCCACCAGGUUCCGUGGGUCCUGCUGGUCCACCCGGAGAGCCUGGCCAGAAGGGUCCGCCAGGUAGAGAUGGAGGUAUCGGACUCCAAGGUAUCAUGGGACCACCUGGACCGCGAGGUCCCAGUGGAGAGGAAGGUAAAAGUGGACCACCUGGUGCACCAGGUCCUGCUGGGCCCCCUGGUCCACCUGGAGAGUCUAUGGGUUAUGACGCGGCAGCUUUGGCGGCUCUUCUUGGACAAGGCCAGACGAAGGGACCUGAUCCUCUGCAAGGCGAUGACUCGACACUUCCUGCGCGAAUCUUAGGCCGGGAAAUAAGCGAGGAUGAAAGGAGAGAACUUAUCGUAAAGGCCUACGAGCAACUCAAGACUUCGUUCAAGAAAUAUCUUAAGCCUACCGGAUCCAAAGAAGCUCCUGCCAAAACGUGCAAGGAUUUGAACUUCGCUCAUCCUGAACUACCAAGCGGCGAGUACUGGGUUGAUCCCAACGAAGGAAGUGUCAACGACGCGAUUGUGGUUCACUGCGACAUGGACCAACGGUCGACAUGCGUUCUUCCGCAGCCCGGCAUGACUCAAGAGUUUAACUGGCAAGGAGACCCACAGGGCAUCGUCUGGUUAGGCGACACCAUCCAGCCUGACCAAGAGUUUACCUACAAGGUGGACAGCAACCAAAUGGCGUUCCUCCAGCUUCUCUCAUCCAAGGCGAGUCAGAAGUUGACGUAUCACUGCAAGAACUCCGUCGCGGUCUUCGACGCCAACAACAGAAACUUCAGGAACUCUUUGAGGAUCAUGACGUCUUCUGACCUCGAGCUCAAUGCUCGUGGUAACAAGAAAGUCCGCUAUUCUGUGCUCGAGGAUGGAUGCAAGACGCGGUCCAAUAACUGGUCUUCGACGACGGUUAUAUACGAGACCGACAGGCCGCAGCGCUUGCCGUUUGUGGACAUCGGCAUGAGGGACAUCGGGCAGCGCAACCAGUUCUUCAAAGUGGAAAUCGGACCGGUCUGCUUCAUUUAGGCCCGAUCCUUCUCAUUGCACAACGAUGUUAUAAAUUUAACAAAUUAUGGGACUUCAAUGCCAAAAUUUAGUGCUACCACAACUAUGAACUCGCAAAAAAAAACUUGAAUUUACUUGAAAUAUUUUACAUAACAAAUCAUAUAGCGUAAAAAAUGAAAAGCAAAUACUAAUAAUCAUCACGAAUAAGGCGCUUUAAUUAGAGAUAACAACCGUGAGAGCGUAAUUGGUGCAUAACACUAUUACAAAAAUAAAUUACACAACUACAUUUAUGAAGUCGAGCAAUAGUUUUGCCACUGUUUUGGCAUCUAUAGAUUAAUAUAAAGCUAACAAAACUGCCAUUUUAAAUUAGCAUAAUUCUCGAAGCUUUCUUUUAUUUCAAUGUUUACUUCAGUUAUUUGCCGAAUGGGAGUUAAUUUGGCAUUUGCAACGGACUUGUAUAAACAACAUUUUUUCUAGCAUUAAGGAAUAUCGCCCUCCUCCCUUUCUUUUUAUUUCUGAAUCUAUUUCUAUUCUUGGACCUUCUAAGUCCAAGCUAGUUGCUGUGACUCAGUUGAUGUUGUUUAAAAAGACCCAAUUUAAUAAGAAAUUAACUUUUCUUAUUUUAAUUGUGGCAAGCGAUGUACAAUACGUCAUGUGAUUGUGUAUGUGUGAGCGAAUGUGUGUGACUUCGAGCAAACUGUGUACAUUUUGUAUAGAUUCUAGUUUAAGGAACGAUCGAAUGGGAUCGAAUCGACUUUUUGUACUUGG